AUGCAGGCGCAGAAGCACCGAACCGCCGUCCACAUCGACCCCUUCAAGCCCGCUGAGGGGCAGAAGGGCCUCAUGAACCGCUGGCAUCCCGACAUCCCCGCCUUCUGCUCUGUGAAGCCCGGCGAGGUGUUCAACGUCGAGUGUCACGACUGGGUCGGAGGACAGAUCGGCAACAACGACAGUUCGGACGACAUCAAGAUCCACAAUCUCAGCGGUCCCAUUGCCGUCGAGGGAGCCAAGACGGGCGAUGUGCUUGUCGUUGACAUCCUGGACGCUGCCAAGGCUGUGUGGGACUUUGAAGGCAUCUACGCGACCUCGCGUCACAUCCCCGGAGAGCUACUCGACAAGUGGAACAAGCGUGAGGGCGAGCUCAUCGCCGCCAACGAGGGGUGCUGUCCUGAGGUCGCUCUGCCUCCGACCGCGAAGGGUGCCUACGUCGGCCAGGACCUACCCGACAAGGUGCGCGAGAAGGUCUACAAGGAGGGCGCCCGUACCAUCCCUGGUCGUGAGCACGGUGGCAAUGUCGAUAUCAAGAACCUCUCGCGCGGGUCCCGCUGUUACUUCCCGGUGUACGUCGAUGGGGCCAACCUCGCUGUUGGCGACCUCCACUUUUCGCAGGGCGAUGGUGAGCUUUCGUUCUGUGGUGCUAUCGAGAUGGACGGUGUCAAGAAGCUCGGUCUUCGUCAGCCUAUCUUCCUCCCCUCGCCCAUCGACCCGAAGUACCAUGAGCAGAUAAUUUUCCAGGGUGUCUCGGUCGACGUCCACGGUGACGGCAAGCAAUACAGCAUGGACGCAACCGUCGCGUACAAGCAGGCGGCGCUGAACUGCUUCGACUACCUGAACCGGCUCGGCUACAGCCGCGAGCAGGCGUACCUCCUCUGUUCGGCUGCACCUGUCGAGGCGCAUGUCGGAGCGAUUGUCGAUGUCCCCAACGCGUGUGUCACGAUGGGCUUACCGCGCGCAAUCUUCGAUCGGGACAUCCUGCCCACCGAGGACGGUCUUGAGAAGCGUGACUACGGCCAGGCGGCCAUUCGCUCGGAUGGUGUGCGCUGCAAGCAGCCUAAUCUGAAGUAG
Messenger RNA from Trichosporon asahii var. asahii CBS 2479, 1074 nucleotides. RefSeq lists its product as uncharacterized. The transcript is spliced from 7 exons. Gene Ontology annotation, molecular function: hydrolase activity, acting on carbon-nitrogen (but not peptide) bonds, in linear amides. NCBI's taxonomy places the organism in Eukaryota, Fungi, Basidiomycota, Tremellomycetes, Trichosporonales, Trichosporonaceae. The coding region runs from base 1 to 1074 and encodes 357 amino acids. The record is from RefSeq and is a predicted model, not a curated record.